Megalopta genalis is the source of this 2152-nucleotide messenger RNA. The record is from RefSeq and is a predicted model, not a curated record. Lineage: Eukaryota; Metazoa; Arthropoda; Insecta; Hymenoptera; Halictidae.
GUACAUAAUCUGUGGCUCAGGAGUGGCUGCAGCGUGUUAAGCAUGGCGCUCUGCCAAGCAUUUUCGGAGCCCGGUUUUCUACCUUUCUGACGCGUUUGCAACAUGUAUUUGCUUUAAGAAUACAAUUUGAUGUCGCCAAAUCCAUCCUGAGUCUUCGCUUUUAUACGCAGCUUCGUAGUAAAAAGGUUCCCGACUGGUUCCAAUAACGGCUUCCAACCUUCUGAACAAAAUUAAAGGGAGAUCAUUUGUGAACAAAGUCCUGGCAAUUUUGCAAAAUGCUUCCUCUUUCGCACAAAGACCAGAGGAAUCUGGGGAGCCGGAUAAAGAAGAAGCUACUAGGAUGGAAACACCUAAUAUUUUCUGACAAAAACACCAGGAACUUGUUUCUAUUCCUGCUGCUGAAUCUGUCCUUUGCAUUUGUUGAAUUAUUGUAUGGAGUAUGGACAAACAGUUUGGGCUUGAUCUCAGAUAGCUUCCACAUGUUCUUUGAUUGCACAGGAUUGUUGUUUGGUUUAGCUGCAUCUGUUAUUACAAAGUGGAAGGCGAAUGAACGAUAUUCCUAUGGAUAUGUUAGAGCAGAGGUUUUGGGAGGCUUCGUUAAUGCUCUAUUAUUAUUCUUCAUUGCUCUGUUCAUCAUGUCAGAAGCUGUAGAAAGGUCUAUCGAACCGCCAGAGGUGAAACACGAGAGACUUCUCGUUGUAUCUGUUCUAGGACUAGUAGUUAAUUUAGUAGGAAUAUACGUAUUCCAUCAUGGACACGGGCAUGGUCAUGGAUCGGGUCAUGGCCAUUCUCACUCCCAUUCUCACGGUGGCCAUGGACACUCCCACUCGAACCACAGUCACAGCCAUGAUCACCACGACAUUGAAAUCGAUCCCUCCUUCAGUGGCACAAAUUCUCAGAUUAUGAAAGGAGUGUUCCUGCACAUCUUAGCAGAUACUUUGGGAUCCGUGGGCGUAAUUGUAUCGGCAGUGCUGAUGCGCCUGUUUGGCUGGUUCAUAGCUGAUCCAAUCUGCUCGAUGUUGAUUGCAGUAUUGAUAGUUUUAAGUGUACUUUCGCUGAUGAAAGACUCAUGGGAAAUAUUAAUGCAAAGGCAGCCGGCGGCACUGGAUCACGUUCUGCCGCAGUGUUACAACAAAGUGACCCAAUUGGCUGGAGUAUACAGUGUACAAGAACCGCAUUUCUGGACCUUGUGUUCGGACGUCUAUGUCGGGUGUUUGAAGUUGGAAGUGGCUAGAACAGUAGACCCCAAGUACGUCGUAGCGCACACACAGAUGAUAUUCCAAGCAGCUGGAGUAAGGCAUUUAACGGUCCAGCUGGACUCAGCACCUAUGUGAUCUAGGAAAGACGUUAAUGUCAUGAAGUGUUCUUACAAGUGCUCUAAGACUGUAUCUGUCUGCGGGGUCUGCCAAAAGCAAACCAGGAAUUUAGCCGUGCUGCAGAACAUCUCUGCCAUCCUAAAGCUAUGCAGACGCAUUGUUCUGAGCAACAGUAAAUAUCAACUCGGAUUACAAAUUGUUUAAAAAAUCGUCAGGAGACACAGGAUCCGAACAUACUAACGACUAUAUUUCAUUUACAACUCUCAUUCCUUCAUUUUUGCUACUGUACAUAUGUAGACAUUAAACAACUAUCCUUUGCCGAAUUAAAAAUCAAUCUUCGUUUACGGAAACUACGAUACUACAACACUCACUCACUGAAAGUCACAGAUUAACUUUUGUAUCUAUUCAUCGAAGCCUUUACAUAAGAUCGCAUUUAAAUCUUAAAAAGAGGAACUACUACUUGUGCGUAAUGUUAAUUAGGAUUUUUUACGAUCGCAGGGCUAACGUCAAACAGUGUUCUUAAUUUGCAUUAGGUUGUCGUCAUAAGUUUUUGUGUACAUCGUUAUUUAUAACGCGAAACUCGAGCGUUAUGUAGACAACUAGUCAUUACUAACGAAAGAAUGUGUGAAAUGUAUACUGUAUGUGUAUAUUAUAUUACAUAUAUACAGGGUGUCCCAAAAUUAUGGUACUUCCGGGAAAUGGAAAUUUCCUCAGCGAAAAUGCAAUUCGCGGCUGCGUUUACAAGUUACAAGCGAAAAACAGUGCCAGGCGAGAUCAGCUAGCGCAAGACGACUAAUCUUGCGUCAGACACCGAGCUGGCUUCUCAUUGGUCAGUG